This is a messenger RNA of Culex quinquefasciatus (southern house mosquito), 786 nucleotides long. RefSeq names its product trypsin-1. Lineage: Eukaryota; Metazoa; Arthropoda; Insecta; Diptera; Culicidae. Gene Ontology annotation, biological process: proteolysis. Bases 1 to 786 code for a protein of 261 amino acids. The transcript has 3 exons. The record is from RefSeq and is a predicted model, not a curated record. Gene Ontology annotation, molecular function: serine-type endopeptidase activity.
AUGAAGAAGCUACUAAUCCUGGUUGCCGUUUUGGCCGUGGCCAGCACGAAGUCAAUCGAUAUCAAUUCGUCCCAAGUUCAGCCAAUCGAGACGAUUGGCAUCGAUUGGUCCCAGGUUCAACCCAUUCAGGACACCGACCAAUACUGGGCUCGUCUUCCGGCUGAGAUGCAGUACCUGCGGAAGCAGGAACCGGACCGUAGGAUUGUUAACGGUCAAGAGGCAACUCCGGGCCAAUUUCCGUACCAAGUUCCGGAGGGUGCCAAAUUUAGUGUGGUUCGGCAGCAACAAUUGCUGCCCAAGUGUCCAGCUGCAAAGACUGCCAACAAAAUCGUUCCGGUCAACCGGGACGAGAUUAAAAGUGCUUUCAGAGGUGGUGAAAUCACCUGUCCGCGAAAAAUCAAAGUCGAUCCGCACCGCCGCCUGACAAGUGAUCGAAAGGACCAGUACCAGGAUUUCUAUCCGUGUACUCGAAACGAUAUUGCUAUAGUUCGUCUCAGUGGACACAUAACGUUCAACGCUAAUGUUCAACCUGUGCGGCUUCCGGCUCAAGGAGACAAUCGUCAGUUCGCGGGCUUGACUGGAACCGUUUCUGGAUUUGGAGCCCUAUGCAACGAUUGUGACACAUCAAAUGUGCUCAGAUACACUACAAAUCCGAUGAUAUCAAAUGCAGAAUGUUUGGCUUCCUUUUCAAAUUCUGAACUAAUUCAGGAACAGAACAUCUGUAUGUCUAAUGCCGGACAACGUGGUCACUGUUACGGUGAUUCUGGUGGCCCUGUGCACGGAUAG